Syngnathoides biaculeatus (alligator pipefish) is the source of this 2646-nucleotide messenger RNA. It is a transcript of the gene vps4b, whose product is annotated as vacuolar protein sorting 4 homolog B. The coding region runs from base 115 to 1635 and encodes 506 amino acids. NCBI's taxonomy places the organism in Eukaryota, Metazoa, Chordata, Actinopteri, Syngnathiformes, Syngnathidae. The record is from RefSeq and is a predicted model, not a curated record. The transcript is spliced from 13 exons. Gene Ontology annotation, biological process: vacuole organization; endosomal transport. Gene Ontology annotation, molecular function: ATP binding; ATP hydrolysis activity.
CUGGACCGGAUCGUUGCGUGUGCGGCACGUCUGUGUCACACGCGUCGCCAACCAGGAAACAAACGUUCUGUGCGAUUUGGGAUUUGCUGCUUUUGGGUCCGACUGGACUUCGGCAUGGAGCCCACCAAUCUGCAGAAGGCCAUCGCAGUGGCGCGGAAGGCCUCGCAGGAGGACCAGGCGGGGAACUACGAAGACGCCAUUCGCUCCUACAAACACGCCGUCAAGUACUUUCUCCACAUUUUAAAUCGUGAACCCCAAGGUAAAGAUGGCAAUCAGAAAAUCAGGGACAAAUGUAAGGAGUAUCUGGACAGAGUGGAAAAGCUACAAGAGUACCUAGACUAUAAAGAGAAAGCCAUCGAUCUUGCCAGCAAGGCGGCUCAAGAGGAUAAAGCUCAGAACUAUGAGGAGGCUCUCCGAAUGUAUCAGGCUGCUGUACAGUAUUUCAUCCACGUGGUCAAAUAUGAAGCCCAAGGGGAAAAAGCUAAACAGAGCAUCCGUGCGAAAUGUGCUGAAUAUUUGGACCGGGCAGAGAAGUUGAAGGAUUAUCUCAAGAAAAAGGAGAAAGCUCCGCCUGCUAAGCCUGUCAGAGAGUCUGAUGACAAAGGGAAUGACAGCGAUGACGGCGAUGAUCCCGAAAGGAAGAAGAUGCAAAAUCAACUCUCAGGUGCAAUUGUUAUGGAGAAGCCAAACAUCAAGUGGGAUGACGUUGCCGGUUUAGAAGGAGCCAAGGAGGCCCUGAAAGAAGCUGUGAUUCUCCCGAUCAAAUUUCCUCACCUUUUUACUGGAAAGAGAACACCAUGGAGGGGGAUCCUGCUCUUUGGACCUCCGGGUACAGGAAAGUCUUACUUGGCAAAGGCAGUCGCCACAGAGGCAAACAACUCGACUUUCCUGUCCGUCUCCUCUUCUGACCUUGUAUCCAAAUGGUUGGGUGAAAGCGAAAAAUUAGUUAAGAACCUGUUCGCCCUCGCGAGGGAACACAAGCCUUCCAUCAUCUUCAUUGACGAGAUCGACUCCCUCUGCGGCUCCAGAAGCGAGAACGAGAGCGAGGCGGCGCGCCGUAUCAAGACAGAGUUCCUGGUGCAGAUGCAAGGUGUUGGAAAUGACAACGAAGGAGUGCUUGUACUCGGGGCAACAAACAUUCCAUGGACCCUCGACUCUGCCAUCAGAAGAAGAUUUGAGAAGCGGAUCUACAUUCCGCUGCCAGAAGAACACGCUCGCUCCUUCAUGUUCAAGCUCCACCUGGGCUCCACCCCGAACAGUCUCACCGACUCGGACUUCGUCACACUUGGCAAGAAAACCGACGGCUACUCGGGGGCCGAUAUCAGUAUCAUCGUCAGAGACGCGCUCAUGCAGCCUGUCAGGAAGGUCCAAGCGGCAACCCACUUCAAAAGGGUGAACGGACCAUCGAGAUCGGAUCCCCAAAUUAUCGUCCACGACCUUUUGACUCCUUGCUCGCCCGGCGAUCCCCAAGCAGUAGAGAUGACAUGGAUGGACGUCCCUGGAGAGAAGCUUCUGGAACCUGUCGUUAGCAUGUCUGACAUGCUGAGGUCCCUGUCCAACACCAAGCCGACCGUCAACGAGCAGGACCUCGGGAAACUGAAGAAAUUCACAGAGGACUUUGGACAAGAAGGCUAGUUUCCAUUCUGUGAUGCAGACCCAACCCGAGGCAAAAUAAUUGCAAUGUUCUAUUUACUGUUGAUUUCUUCUUCCGGUUUCAUCUUAAACAUUCACAAGCUAAUCGCUGUCUCCCUCUUGACAGCCAGAGAACCACAGAAACGCCAUAGAAAGUCAUUUGAUUCGGCACACAAUCCUCUCUAAAGACUAAAAGAUUUCAUUUAAGACUUCAUAAAUUUAAGGGAUUAAGGGAUUUACUUGUAAAGGGGUUAACGUGAAAAUACCCAGACUAACCAGUUGGACGAAGCUUAUAUGCACUCACUUCUUGUCGUUGACCAAUAAACUCCCUGUCCUCUCUGUAUUGUAUAAAUAAGAAGCAUUUUAUGUCAUACGGCGUUUUGUGGUAUCGUAUAUCGGCUCUGGGAAGCGAAGCGGCGUCGGAUUUCUUGUGUUCAUAAUCUCCGUGUGGUAGAUUUAGUUCAGGCAUUUAGGACUUCUUGAGACACUAGAGAUGAGAGCUCCGUACAAGCCCAGGUUAGGAUUUUCUCCUUUUGUAUGCAUUCAGUGGAUCAGCGAAGGUGCCAGACAAACAUUUUGAAACAUCUUUUUGUCAUUCAGUUUCUUUUUUUUUUUUUUUUUUUUUUUAAAUCACACCCCACUGGACAUAUGUUUUUUAUAUACAUACAUAUAUAUAUAUAGGAACUGAUGCUCUGUAUUAACCGCUACUAAAAAAAAGCCUUAUAUAAGAUAAUUUUUUUUGUUAAAUUUGACAUAAGCGGAAGUCGGAGGCUUCUUUGUACAUUCGAGCAAAGAGAGAAACAUCAAUUAAACGUGACGCUGUGCAUCCUGUGCCUUCAAGAGAAGCUGUUUAUUUUUAUAUGGGCUUGUCUCAAUUUAUCAUAGUGCUUCACUAUGUAUAAUGCACAUUUCCUGGACCCUCUUAUACGGAAUGUAAACUCUACUUUUUUUUUUUUUUUCUUUUUUGUGUGCGUUUUGAUGGGGAAAUUGCUGUAAAAUAUACUAUACAAACAA